Coniosporium apollinis CBS 100218 is the source of this 879-nucleotide messenger RNA. Its product is annotated as riboflavin biosynthesis protein RibD domain-containing protein. Gene Ontology annotation, biological process: riboflavin biosynthetic process. The transcript has a single exon. The record is from RefSeq and is a predicted model, not a curated record. The coding region runs from base 1 to 879 and encodes 292 amino acids. NCBI's taxonomy places the organism in Eukaryota, Fungi, Ascomycota, Dothideomycetes. Gene Ontology annotation, molecular function: 5-amino-6-(5-phosphoribosylamino)uracil reductase activity.
AUGUCUUCCCUCCUGCCAGCCGCCACCGACACCACCGGCACCCCCUCACCCGCCCCCCGCGACACUCUCCACUUCCCCCCAACCCACCAAGCGCAACUCGCCCCCUACCUCCCCUCUCCUCCUAACACCAAACCCUCCCUCCCCCACGUAACCCUCACCUUCGCGACUUCCCUCGACAGCGCCCUCUCCCUCGCCCCCGGCACCCAGACCUUCCUCUCCGGCCCACAGAGCAAAGCCAUGACGCACUUCCUCCGCUCUCAGCACGCCGCCAUCCUCAUCGGCGUUGGUACGGCCAUCGCCGACGACCCAAGCCUGAAUUGUCGGCUUGAGGGCGUGGGGGGGUUUGGUGGGGAAGGAUUGGAGGGGCAGCCGAGACCUGUGGUGUUGGACCCAAUGGGAAGAUGGGAUGUCAAUGGGGAGAGUAAGGUCAUUAGGCUUGCGAGGGAGGGGAAGGGAAGGGGGCCGUGGGUGGUAACAGCCGAGAAGAGCGUGGGUGGGCUAGUGGUUGAGGGGAGGGAGGUGCUGGGGAGGACUGGUGGGCGCUACAUCGUUGUGCCGUCAACGGAAGUGGGCGGACGGGAGGCCAUGGAGUGGCGGGAUGUUUUCUCCACGCUGCACGAUCUGGGUAUCAGGAGUGUCAUGGUUGAGGGUGGUGCGGGUGUGAUUAAUGGUUUGCUUGAGCCCCGUAAUGCGGAGCUGGUGGACUCGGUUGUUGUGACUGUCGCGCCGACUUGGCUGGGAGAGGGCGGCGUCGUGGUGAGCCCGCCGAAGAGGUUCGACCAGGAUGGCAAACGGGUGCCGACAGCGAGGCUGAAAGACGUCAGAUGGAUUCCUCUGGGCGAGGACGUUGUUAUGUGUGGGCGGCUGUUGGCGUCUUGA